AUGGAAGAGCAUGAUAAUAGGCCGGAAUUACCCCUAGAUGAGUCCCAAGGGGAACUCUUUGAUGGUCCGAAAGAAAUGCAGGGGGAACUCCAACCCACCCAGCCAAAGAAAAGCACCCCAGCUCUCGAGCCGGAAAUCUACAAGAAGCGCCUGAGAGGUCCUCUGAGAGUUCUGUCCCUUCCUCAGAUAGCCAAAUCGGCGGCAAGUAUUCAGACCAUCUUUGUUGUUCGUCACGAGUCACCUUGGGACACUUUCAGGAAAUCGUAUGAUUGCGAAUUGGGUAGGACAUUUGAGGUAGCCAGCCAUAAAGUCCGUCCCUCGCGGCUAGUCGCAAUCAGGACAAUUCGAGAGAGGGACAUCGAUACAACGCUUCGUCUCUUUGAGACGAUUGAACAUCCUAACAUUCUCUCGUCCCGGGACUGCUUCGUGCAUGAAGCGUCGAUAUUCGCGGUCUAUGAUUAUCAGGAUAUUGUGAUCUCAAUGGACAACCUGAUUGCCUGCGAAGCCUACCUAAACGAAGUCGAGCUUGCUGCCGUCCUUGCCCAGGUUCUCGAUGGCCUGUUAUAUCUCACCAGUCAGCGGAUCGAGCACCCGCAGCUCACGUCAUCUAACAUCCUGGUGUCUGGAAGAGGCGUCGUUAAGAUAGGAGCGCUUGAAGACUGUGUUAAAAUACUAGAAGAUAAAGCCCCACAAUAUUGCAGGGCCUUGGAGGUUGUCACGAUGGAGCUCAUGCAGAAGUAUGAGAAAGAGGACAAAAUGGCCGGCGAGGAUAAUUUUCAGCGAUGGCCUUACGAUUGCCGCGCUACCCAAUUCCUCUUGUCAGUGGCCUCAGGGACAUUCUCUGUUCGCUGA
Aspergillus tanneri is the source of this 852-nucleotide messenger RNA. RefSeq lists its product as uncharacterized. The record is from RefSeq and is a predicted model, not a curated record. Gene Ontology annotation, biological process: protein phosphorylation. Bases 1 to 852 code for a protein of 283 amino acids. The transcript is spliced from 4 exons. Lineage: Eukaryota; Fungi; Ascomycota; Eurotiomycetes; Eurotiales; Aspergillaceae. Gene Ontology annotation, molecular function: protein kinase activity; ATP binding.